AUGCUGUCUCGCAAUCUUGCUGGUCGAGUACCAGCUCGGGUGCGACCAGUGCAGACAUCAAGGUACCCUGCACUUCACUCAUUCCGACCAUUUACCCACCGUACUCGACUGCAAAUAUCCUCGCCGUCAGGUCGUCCGCAGCUACAAUUCCUCUCACCACAACCACUCUCACGACCUAUCCCACCACUUUCAAUUCACCUGCGCAAGCAUUUCGGCCGCUUAGUAUCAACGACUAGUCGCGAACAUUACAAGAAACGCUUCGGCUCUACCGUGAAAACAACACUCACGCUAUCCGCCGUCUUCUUCCUCUUCUCAAUCAUCAAGCUCGGCAUAUACCAAGAAGACAUCGAGCACAAAUGGCCAUCACCGCCAGAAUGGUCCUGGAAGUCUCGCUGGUGUCUCCGCUCCGCACAGGCCCUGCAACACCCUGAAUACACAAACCGCCUCUUGACCGAUUGGCCCAUGGUAGCAGGCUACCUCAAGGAACUCAUCGAACGACUGGAGAACGUAGAAGGCGAAGGCGCCGGUAUCUUCGAGCAAGGAGACGGAGGAUUCCUCGUUGAGGGCGUCGGUCUAACAGGCCUCGACAUCUCUGCCAAAAGCGAGCCCUGGCGCCGUGGCUACUUCCAGGCUCUUCUCGGCGCUGCAAAGGCCGCCGAGAACCUGGAGGGCUGGUUAACGGAUAAGAAGCAGCGUGUCUCUGCUCCAGCGGAACACGUUAUCGGACCUUCAAACCCGCGCCCUAAACCCAUGCCCGCGGCUGCAAACUACGUUAUCCACGAGGAGGAUUGUGAAGUCGCGUCUCCGCCACCAGAGAAGUUCUACAUGAAGAUCCUGACGACAAACGGCUUCGACACGAACCAGAAGGUCGAGGCCGCACUCGCCUACGCCGACUGGCUCGAUUACAAGGGCCUCGGCAUGACAGCAGGCGACAUGUACAUCUGGGCACUAGACAUAGCCGCAGGCGGAAUCCCAGGCGACGCCGACACCCUCGUCGACCUGAAAACAGGCAUAUUGAAGAACACCAGCCCCUCACCACCAUCGGAAAACCUAAUGCGCGUCUCAACCGCACUAGCCGUUCACAACGCCCGCCAGGGCGACCUCCCAACCGCCCUAUCUCUCUUCACAUCCGUCCUCAAAGCCUGGCGCAGUCUCCCGCUAGUCCAAGACUCGCAAUUCAUGGCACCACCACCACAGGGCUUCAACCCGCUCGCCCCGGCAUUCAAACUCUUCGCAACACUCUUCAUCCCGGCAGAAUACCCGCCAGCCUCCCCAACAGGCAACGACCCGCCAACCCGCACAACAGGCUCAGCCUGCCACGAAGCAGCCCUAAUGACCUACAUCGGGGAAAUCCUCUACGCAUCCUCAAGUCGCGAGCACGGGCUAGCCUGGACGCGCGACUCGGUCGAAAUGGCCGAGUCAACCCUCGCAACCCUGCACAAUUCGCCCGAUCUGGCCUCCCGCGGCCGCUGCGCGCAGUGUUUGAAGGUCGGGCUGGAGAACUGGCGGACCAUGGUCUCAGCGCUGGUGGAGAGUGCGCGCGAGGAGCAGGUUGAGAGCCUGGCUUCGGCGAAGAAGGCUUGGUAUGGUGGCGCUGAUCAGGCGAAGGUGAAGGCCGAGCAGUUGAGGAGGUGGGAGGCUGAACGGGAUAUCCUUCAGCAUCGGAUUGAGGAGGUUUUCCCGCUGCUUGAUGGGGAGGGCGGGCUUGAUACGCUUGCUGGUGGUGGCUCUGGGCUUUUUGUGUAA
Penicillium manginii is the source of this 1746-nucleotide messenger RNA. RefSeq lists its product as uncharacterized. Lineage: Eukaryota; Fungi; Ascomycota; Eurotiomycetes; Eurotiales; Aspergillaceae. The record is from RefSeq and is a predicted model, not a curated record. The transcript has a single exon. Bases 1 to 1746 code for a protein of 581 amino acids.